GGACGUUUUCGAGUUUGGUGCAUCGGAUGCAACGAGGUCUCGCCCACUACGCUCUAACGCGCUGCGAGAAGUGCAGCUUUUGUGGAAUUGUAGACAACGACGCAUUCUGCUUCCGAACAAGCAGCAAAAGGCAACCGAAACGUAAAUUAACCCAUUCCGUUUUCCUUGCAGAUACCGACUGUCAUUUGAUAGUACCGUCUCGCUCGUCGCAGUGUUGCCUUCGCGAGUGCAUCAAGGAAAACACAAACACCCUUUUCUCGUCGAGGUAGGGUCCUCGGUUUUUCACUCUUCGUUUGGUGGCUUCGACAUCGGAAAAAAUCAACGGAGGCCCCGAGCUACGGUCGGUUGCUUGGUGGAAAGGUGUGGAAAAAUAGGGCGUCGAAAUCCCCGACAACCUAACCGAUAACCGGCGACGAGGAGGCAUCACAGCACAACGGCUCCAGAAACGGCGUUCCGAGUAAAGAAUGAGUUCUCUGUUUGCUCGUGUGUUCCGCCAGGCGCGUGUUACCUUUGAGCAGACGGCCCUUAGCGACCCAAAGUUUGCUGGCCACCUGCAAACGCUGCGCCGCCUGCUAGACCAGCUUACGCUGGCCGAUCUGGGUCUCGACCCUGCGCUCGUGGCAACCGAGACGUUCCAACAGCCAACAAAAGCUCCGUGCACCUUCGUGGACGUAUUCCAGAACGACUGGUUUGCGAUUUCGGUGUUUGUGUUGCGUGAAAACUAUACCAUGCCGCUGCACGACCAUCCGCGUAUGUACGGCUUGUUGCGAGUCGUUUCCGGCGCGGUCCAGAUCCGCAGCUACACCGAACUGGCCCGCCGGGACAUGGUGGUCACCGGUGUUGGUGGUAGCGCCGGUGAUCCGGCGGCCCUGCGACGUCACGUGCUGGUAGCGGCGGAGCCGGAAAAGAUCAUCAGCUCUUCGGUCGGCGACUGUGCGAUGCUUACGCCGAGCGAACGGAACUUUCACGAAAUCACCGCUAUUGGUGGCCCGGCAGCCUUUUUCGAUAUCCUCAGCCCCCCGUACAACACCAGCUUGCCGCAGCACAUUUCAUUCUACCGUAAGGUACCGGUACCGCGAAAUCUGGCCGAACUGGAACUGGGCAGCCCGGGCGAAGAGAAACCCCUCGCCCCGCAACCGGAUGACGAUCGGCCACGGUACGUCCUGGAGACGAUUCCGAUCCCGGAAAACUACUACUGUGAUACGGAGCAAUACGUUGCGCCCGAGUUUCUGCUGCAAGGCGCGGACGAAAGCGAUAAGUAAUGACGGGUAAUCAACGGAUUCACUUCUUGCAAAAGCGCAGGAAAUGAGGUGUCCUCGUGUAAGAAACUAACGUUCCGUGCCGCGAAUUCAUUUCGAUCGUUAUGUUGGCUUACGAUCUUUCUCCAAUUGCACUUGCGAUGUUCGCGGCACGUUUGAUUUUAUGUUAAAAAUGUCCCCCCGCCGUGUUCCAUCCCUUGCGGUGGACUGCGCUUUGAAGCCAUCUGACGAGGCCGCACCGCAAGCACCGUUGUUUAGAACCGCAAGACCAUGAUGUUCAAUAA
Molecule: messenger RNA, 1543 nt
Organism: Anopheles bellator
Lineage: Eukaryota; Metazoa; Arthropoda; Insecta; Diptera; Culicidae
Product: 2-aminoethanethiol dioxygenase
Exons: 2
Coding region: 465-1262 (265 amino acids)
Cellular component (GO): mitochondrion
Molecular function (GO): oxidoreductase activity, acting on single donors with incorporation of molecular oxygen, incorporation of two atoms of oxygen
Source: RefSeq, a predicted model, not a curated record